UAAAACCAGCACACACACAUUGAGUCCUGAUGAAAGUGCACACCCUCUGUUCCACAUCAGAGAGUUUUCUGUGACAGAUAAUGCUUGUCGGAUGUGUUUGUGCAUUAUUCAAAGCGCGCUGCGCAUCACAGAGCUAAUUAGGAUUUCAGUAUAAAUAAGGCCGCAGACGGGACAGCUCGGCCUGUCCUGCCGCUGAUGUCGGAGAGCUGAAGGUAUACUUAGAGGUUAAAACGCUUCAAAAUCUCCAAGCUGCUCCAUCAUGCAAACACUCUGACCCACCUCACGGAUGGGACCCUUCUCAAACCAGACCUACGGAGGAAUCCCGCAGAUUUCAAGCUGUACGCAGUCUUUCGCCAAUGAAGACACAGCGAGAAGAUUUGAUGUUUUAGGAUACUUUUUAAUGGCACUCGGCCCCAGCUAGACAGAGUGCUGCUACCUUUAUGGGACGAAGGUGAAGGUGUCUUUAAUUUAUAUAGUUUGAGCUGACAUCCAGACUCCAGCAACUCCAGCGGGCUCCUCUCCGGGUUGUUUUGGGUUUUCCGAUGGAGGGACUGCGAAGGGUUUCUGGGGUUUGAAUUUCUCCUGUGGUGUCUGUGUGGAGCGUGCCACACACCCACUCCACAACAACGACGGCUUUUGCUUGCAUCUUCCAGUGUUUCUUCUGUCAGCAAGUCCAGCAGAGCUGCAACUCUUCCAGUGCCAGCCCUGACACCUGCGAAGAGCCCUGCCCAACUGACAUGGUGAAGAUGACCAAGUCGAAGACUUUCCAGGCUUACCUGCCCUCCUGCCACCGCACCUACAGCUGCAUCCACUGCCGGGCACAUCUGGCCAACCACGACGAGCUCAUCUCAAAGUCAUUUCAAGGCAGUCAAGGACGAGCCUACCUGUUUAAUUCAGUGGUGAAUGUCGGCUGCGGGCCAGCAGAGGAGCGGGUUCUCCUCACAGGUUUACACGCUGUGGCUGAUAUCUACUGUGAAAACUGUAAAACCACGCUGGGCUGGAAAUAUGAGCACGCAUUUGAGAGCAGUCAAAAGUACAAAGAGGGAAAGUUCAUCAUCGAGCUGGCUCACAUGAUCAAGGACAACGGAUGGGAGUGACACUCCGACUGCACUCUUUUUUUUUCUGACCUUGGAAUGCUCUUUAUUGAAUUGCGUGGAGUGUCAACCAUCGACCACACUAACCACCUUCUGACCCCCCCCAAACCCGCCCCCCCCCCUUUGGAAAUAAAAAUUACAAAGCCUCCACGAAACCUCCACCCCUCGCCUCCUUCACGUGCACACACUCCCACCUGCUCAUCUUGAAACCGAACAGAGCAAAUGAAACAAAAAAAAAAACGGCGAUGAGGAGGCGGAGCAGCUGUUGAAAAAUCACGUCACAGGAGUCCUGUCGUUACUUUGAAGAUUGUGUGUUCUCCUUCGCAGCUCUGGAGCUUUUGGGUUUGAGCCCCACCCACUCACAUCCACCCUCCCACCCCCCACUGAAACAACGCUUACAAUUAAUCGUGGUGAUAUGGCGACCACUUUGCAAAAGGAGACAGUUUUCACUGAAAGAACAUUUCUUUGUUUUCUUACUUUCACCUAUCCAGCGAGACGAAUGACUUUGAUGACUGUUGUUAUUUUAUUGUUAUUUGCUUUAGUUUUCACUCCUGGCUUUGGUAAGGGUUUGGUUUGAUGGCAGAUGGAUGUUACUGGUUAGCAUUUAUUUCCCUGUCAUGUCUGUCAUGUUUUGUUUCGUGUGUUUGGCUUGUUUAUCUCUUCCCAUAGCUGAGCAUGUUUUUCUUUGCUAUUGUCCAAAUGAGAAAUCAGGGACAGGUGAGGAGCGGAGGGGAAAGGGAGUUUAUUCUAGUUUUUGGAAAAUACGUAACAUUAUCUUGCUUUCUUUCUUUGAAACAAAUUGACAAAGGAUGGGAUUGCAGUAGUGUGGACCUGAAUUUUCUUUGUUUCCUUUUUUUUUCAUGUGAUUUUUUUCUUUUCUUUCCCCCCUUCUGGUACCUUUCUGCACACAAAUAGCAUUAAUGACAUAACCUCGUUUGUUUGACAUAAAUGGUUAUAUAUAAAUAUAUAUAUAUAUACAUAUAUAGAUAUAUAAAUAUGUGUAGUGUUUUGGCUAAUGCGAUAGUGGCUGGUCCCAUUUUGCAGCAGUACAAUAAGUGGAGAAGACAUGAAAAGAAGUAGAGAUAGUAUUAUGAGGUCACUUCUGCAUCAUUACUAUGUUAUAAUGUAGACAUUUAAAAAAGUAGAACUGAACACACUGCAUCCAAUAGAGUAAGUGCAACUGGAACCAAAUUUAGAAACAUUUUAUAAUGGAAAUGUUUUGUCUCAGAAUCAAAGAGUUUGGAUUUGGUUUUUCAUUAAGCUAAAUCUUGUGGGCGGGACCUACGCCAUGAAACAUCUCUAUUGGCCUGUCUGGAACGGAAAAAUUCAAUUUGCAACCAAGACUUUCCUAAUGUAGACGUUUGGAUUUGCAAAAAAUAACUGUUGGAAUAAAAGUAAAACUGAGGAUUUGUUUACAAAAUUUUGAACAUACAAAUUCAAAAAAAAUCCAUUACAUUUUUUUGCAUUUCAUUUUCUAAUUGUUCAUAUUUUUACUCUAACUUAUGUUUUAAUCUUUUUUUUAUUGCAGUGUAUAUUCUGAUUCUGAUUCAGGUUAUGUUCUUCAACCUUUUUAAUUUGAUUGCAUAGUAAUGGCACAGGAGUAACUUCAUACACUAUCUUCUCGACUGUAGGGACCUGAAAUCAGCGUCCCUGCGUCAUAAAACAUUCUGGAAGAUUGUAUUGUUCAACUGUCUAGCAAUGAGACACAACUACAUAUGAAUAUAUAUACACACGGUAUGAUUACAUAUCCAUAAAUACUAUGAGAAUUAUAUACAUGUGUAUAUAUAUAUAUGUGCUGUCAUGCACAUAUAUAUAUAUAUGCCUAUGACUGUGUAUAAAUGCACUGUGUGUGUGGUCACACAUUACACAGUGACAUACUUGAACAUGCUACAUCUCUUGCACUUUGCAGAGGCUUUUGGUUCAUGUCAGUUUAGAGGCAAAAUGCUUUUUAAUGGCCUUCUCAAAAAUUAACAAUGGAUUGUUGACGACAGAAAGAAAGUUAGAACGCAAGGUUUUCGAGCAGGUUAAAACUCUUGUUCCCGAACCUCCCGUUUACUUUAAGCUCUGAAAGUAUUUGGUUUGAUAUUAUUGAAGUUUUAUUGACAAAUCAUGCCUUUCCUCUCUGUGUUUUCUUGGUUUUACCUAGAGCCGCGGGGCUUAAUUCAUUAAUUGAUCAAAUGGCUUAAAAAUGUGUUACCCAAUGAAUCAUUUCAGGGACACCCACUCAAAAAUGAAAAAUAUCCUUCUAUAAUAAUUACAAAUAGUUAAACAAUCGUCAGUGUGAUCAAUAAUGAAAAUAGUCACAUGUCGAAGCCGACAUUCUCUCUCUUCCUUUGUGAGAGAGGAGUGUUGUUUUGUAUUCUUUGCUGCUAUCCUAGGACUCCCCCCCCCCUCCCCCCCGCUUUCAUAGGCCUUUUGCACUUUAUGCUUCUCCAUCUUUUCUCUUUCUGUCAAAUGAUGUACUAUAUGUAUUGUCUCUUUGUUGACGGCAUCUGUCAUUUGCCUCUAAGCCGUAUGAAUCUUGUGCCUCUUCAAAACAAUAACGGCCUCUUCCUUAACUUUUUAUUUUCUGUUGUGCGGUGCAUAACUUUGAAAUAUACCCUCAUGUGAAUCGAUGUGUCUCCUCCCAUCCUGGUUCAAAAAAGGCCCUCAGAAAUAACUUUAAUCGCCAAAAUCCUCGUAGAGUUUAUCCCUGUUUCUUUUGGAGACUUGGUAUAUAUAAACACAUAUAUUUUCUGAGAUAAGAUUUUGAGGUGCAAAAACAGAUGGAUAUUAAGUAUAUUAUUUCUUAGAGUAAAGUAUAGAGAAAAAGUUUUUCCCGGGGGCUUGUUGUUUGACUUUUUUUUAUUGGAGGAUAAAAACCGAAGCAGCAGGGUGGGAUGUUAGAGAUUUAAAAAAAAAUCAGCAGUGAUUGAUUACUUUGCCGGCAAGGUCAGUCAGAUCACACGACCUUUUAUCUUUAGAACAAUGACAAUGCAAACCCUUACUUGUUAACAAUGAAAUCUACUUGAAAAUAUAAAGACAUAAACAGCUGAGAUAUUGGCCCAUGUUACGGUUUUUGUACAUAUUAAGUAACAUAUUUAAGGUUUUAUACGUAUUUCUACUGGGUUAGUUGUUUUACUUCCCCAACUUGAAGCACUUUUGUUCACUGUACCUCUGGCUGUGUGUGUCUGAAUGUGUGUGAGUGUGCAUUGCGCAUGCAUGUGUAUUAGCCCACAUGCAUGACUGCAUACGAAAGUGAAUGUUUCUUUGACUUUAUUUCUCUUGUUUUCCUCUUUUAUUUGGUUUGGAAGUGUUUUUAUUUGUCCUGUGCUGGUUUUAACUGGCUCUCUCUCUCUAUGUGAGGUUGACAGUCAGGUUAGUUUUUAUUGGAGGUGAUUUAUCCCUGUUUUUGUUCUGGGUUUUUUUCUGUUAGCUUGUUUAUUUAGCUUGUGUGGUGAGAGCCCUUUAGAGGGCUAGUGUUUAGGUCUCUGCUGAGUCGUGUAGACGUUGAGGGCGAGCUGGAAUCUCCCACCGUGUCGCAGGGAGAGCCUUUACCAAGACCCUUUCGCCACCACAGUCAGUGCCCCCUGUGUAGAGGGCUUUCAGCUGAUCAAACGCACCCUAUGGCGGCCAUAUUGGAGGUCCUUAGCUUUUGGCAACACUGGCUGUGAAUAUCUGAUUGUAUUUCAUGUUCAUUUUGUGCAGACUUUUCCUGAUAAUGAACUGUUACAUCCAUUAUCUGUUUGUUUUAUUGCUUGAUUUUGCUGAAGGAAGCUUGUCAGCUACUUUAGCUUUGUCCCUGCAUUGUUGUACUGGGUCUGCAUCUAGCCUAGGUCAAACAAGACCUUUCUAGAUGUAAACUUUCAAAUGCAGCCUCCUUCUGUGUCACACAAUCCACUGCACACCCCUCGUAAAGUCUUGACAGAGGCUGAAAGUCUUUGUUUUUGAUGACACUGGGUUGUUUAUGUACUCAUCAGUGAUGGUUUGGAAGGUGUCAAUACAUUGUGACAUCACUACAAGGUGUGAUCAGAGGUGCAACUCACCUGAAUCUUAACAAAAGUUUUAGCCAGGUGUAUAUUUCUCUGUAAUGGUGCAUUCAAGUGUGCUUUUCCAUUUUCUGCUAAAGGACAUGAUGUGUUUGGCUUCAUGUCACGUAACUUCUCAGAGAUUAAUACAUAACCAACAGGCUGGUAUCCACCACUUUACCAGGCAUUUCCUGGUAACAUAUUUGAUUACUCCUGAGACAGAAAGUUAAUUAUUCGCCUUGGGAAACACAGUAGACAGGAACAUUUUACCCCACAGUGUCUUUUAUAGCUUUAUGGUUCAUUCAGCAAAUACAGUGCACCUUGUAUUAGAGCUGCCGAUGUUCAAAUAUCCCAUUUUUUUCAAGUACUUGCCUGUGUUGGCUUUUGUUGAGAUGUGAACAUCUACAACUCUAUGACAAUUAAAUGCCCAUUUCAAUACAGUGGAAAGCUCCAAGAACAGCAACUAAACGGUUCAGACUUUUGUAGACAUAAAACACCUGAAUGCACCAUUAGGUAGACAUAACUGAUGCGUCUGGCCUUUAGUUCCACCAAAGCAAACACUUUUAAGGGCUGUAUCCUUGGAAGGUUGGAAGCUUUAAUCUAGUCAGCCGACCCUUUUUGUCUGAUACGAUGGACAUAUAUGGCUUAAAUGUCAAAACUCUUCCGUUAAAAUUGAUGAACUUGUCCCAACUCAGAACAAAGAUUCUGGCACUGGAGGCUACAUUUGAAAACAAAACUGAUAUUCUUUACCAAAUUUGUCACCUUUAAAUGUUACUGAAUGGACCCGCAGUAGUCCUGCAAACAGCCAGUUUCUCCAAAGGACCUCCAAGAUGGAGUAAGCAGUGAUAUCUGGGUGAUUUGUAACCCAACUGCAGAGCCUCUUUACUCUAUAGUAUGAUCAGUCAAUCUAAGUUUAACCAACAAAAAGCAGGUGCCAGUGUCACUGCCGGUGUGUACCAAAUAAGAACCAGGUUCUAUCAAAUGCAUCAGUGUGCAGGGAGGAAGCCAGGGAACAUGUUGGUGUGUCUCCUGGAGAUCAAACUGAUAUACCAAAACUAAAGAGGAGAAAUCCUGUCACUGAUGACUGUCUUUCUAUAGAAUGUUUUGAUUCUCUGAACUUAACAGCGUCAAAGCAGCCUGGACAACAAAUGUAGAUAUUUGCUGCUGAAAACUGUUUACUUUUUAUUGUCGUUUUGUUUAAUUGUGACACUGGCUACCGCCUUUUUGUGCUCUGUUACUGUCUCAAACACUCCUGAAAGGAUGUCAAUCAAAGGCAGGAUGGAUAUACCAGGGGAAAAGACUGUACAAGUUAUUUUCUUAGGACUGUUAAACUACAGUCCAAGGUCUGAAGCAUGUUGUAUUUAUAUUGGCUAUAUGUUGUGCCUGUUUUAUUAUUAUUUCUUCCUAAAUUAAAAAUAUAUACUUUUUAUUUGACUACAUUGCUUUGCAUUCUGUCUUAGUGAAGCCAUGUCACAUGUCUGUUUUCACUCUAAUGUAAACUAUCAGAUAUCACAAUAAAUUUUCAAUGGCAUUAAAUUGUG
Messenger RNA from Labrus bergylta (ballan wrasse), 6642 nucleotides. NCBI's taxonomy places the organism in Eukaryota, Metazoa, Chordata, Actinopteri, Labriformes, Labridae. The record is from RefSeq and is a predicted model, not a curated record.